AGAGGAGAACAAGAGGAGAAAGAGAGAAAAGAAUUAGAGGAGAACUAUGAGAAAAAACUGGAUGAAACGAAGAUGAAAUAUGAAGAGGAGGCCAGAAAACAAGCUGAAGAGUUGACUGAAAAAUACACAAUGGACUUUGAAGUUCUGACAGUAAAACACAUGAAGGAAACAAAGGACAUGAAGCAAAAACAUGAGAGACAAAUCCAAGAGGCAGAGGAGAGACACAGCAAAGAGUGUGAACAGUUAGCUGAUCGCUCAAAACACAAAGAACAACGUCUGAAAGAAGAAAUGGAGGAGUUCAGGAAAAAGCUUGAGCAAGAAAUGAAUGAACUGAAAGAGAGAUCAGAGAGUCUCAGGAUUGUGCUGAUGGGAAACACUGGCAGUGGAAAGAGCUCUUCAGGAAACACCAUUCUGGGAAGAAAAGAGUUUAGAGUCAAAUCAAGUCAAACAUCAGUCACCAACCAGUGUCUGAAAGCACAGAGUGAAGUAGACGGUCGUCCUGUUGUUGUGGUCGACACUCCUGGUCUGUUUGACUCCAACUUGUCACAUAAAGAUGUUAAUAAUCAGAUGGUGAAAUGCAUCAGUCUUCUGGCUCCAGGACCACAUGUCUUCCUGUUGGUGUUACAGAUUGGCAGAAUCACACAAAAAGAGAAGGAGACAUUAAAACUCAUCAAGAAAGUCUUUGGGAAGAAUUCAGAAAAAUUCAUCAUCAUUCUUUUAACUAGAGGAGAUUCACUGAAGGAUGAGAAGAUGUCCAUUGACGAUUACAUAGAGAAGAAAUGUGAUGAUUCCUUUAAGAAGCUGAUUGAUGACUGUGGAGGAAGAUACCAUGUGUUUAAUAACUGUGAUGAAGGAAACCGCACACAAGUCAGUGAACUGAUAAACAAGAUUGACUCCAUGGUGAAGAAAAAUGGCGGCAGCUGCUUCACCAAUGAGAUACUGCAAGAGGCCGAGGCAGCAAUAAAGAAGGAAGUGGAGAAGAUCCUGAAGGAGAAGGAAGAAGAGAUGAAGAGAGAGAGGGAGGAGUUUGAAAGAAUACAUGAAGAAGAAAUGGAGGCAAUGAAAAGAAGAAUAGAAAAACAGAGAGCAGAAAUUGAACAGGAGAGAAAACUGAGAGAGAAACAACUUCAGGAGAAGGAAGAAAAGAUUCAGAAAGAGCAUGAAGAGAGAAAGAAAGAACAGGAAAAGAGAGAAGAAGAAGACAAGAAGAGGAAAAACCAGGAAGAAAUUCAAAGACAGGAGUGGGAACGAAAACUUGCUGCUUUGGAGCAAAAGAUCAAGCUAGAGUUAGAAGAAAAAGAAAAAAUUAAUAAAGAGCUGAUGCAGAACAGAGCAGAGAUGAGAGAAGAACGAGAGGCCUGGGAGAAGAAACAAAAAGAAAUGUGGGAGAAACGAUAUCAAGAAGAUGAAGAGAGACGACAGGAAGAACAGAGAAGAUUAAAAAAGCUCCAAGAAAAAUAUGAGGAAGAAAGAGAAGAAUAUGAAAAGAAAAGAAAAGAAGAAGAUCAAAUCAGAGGAGAACAGCAGAGAGAAGUCAUUGUCUGA
Messenger RNA from Thunnus maccoyii (southern bluefin tuna), 1545 nucleotides. RefSeq names its product GTPase IMAP family member 4-like. Gene Ontology annotation, molecular function: GTP binding. The coding region runs from base 73 to 1545 and encodes 490 amino acids. The record is from RefSeq and is a predicted model, not a curated record. The transcript is spliced from 2 exons. Lineage: Eukaryota; Metazoa; Chordata; Actinopteri; Scombriformes; Scombridae.